AUGGAAGAAUCACACCAUCCUCGACAUGACGGGGACCAUGUUGAAGGAGAAAGGCCUACAGAAGAGUUUUUAGGGAGAGGAAACAGCAAGGCAAUGUUUGUAGAAUUUAAGCAGGAUAUGUUCAAUGAGUUCGAGAUGAUUGACGGUAGAUUGAUGUCCUUCUUCUUGGGCAUCAAAGUGAAACAACAAGUCAGCAACAUUUAUAUAUCUCAAAAGAAGUAUGUAAAGGAACUUCUUGAAAAGUUCAAGAUGACCGAUUGCAAUACCGUAAAUAUACCUGUAGCAACGGGCCUGAAGCUGACAAAAGAAGGAGAAUUAAGAAGUGUGGACUUAACAAUAUUCAAGAGUCUGAUUGGAAGUCUCAUAUACUUCACAUUCACUAGGUCAGAUAUUGUAUACAGUGUUAGGCUUUUAAGCAGAUACACGGAAGUACCAAAAGAAUCACAUUGGCUCGUUGCAAAAAGAAUCCUCAGGUAUGUCAAAGGAACCGUGAAAUUCGGUCUCUUCUAUCCAUACAAUGAUGAAGUAAUAUUAUAUGGAUACUCAGACAAUGAUUCGGGAGGUUAUCAAGAUGAAAGAAAAAACACCAAAGAAUAUGUAUUCUAUCUUGGGUCGACUACCUUCACAUGGAACUCAAAGAAGCAAAGUGUGGUCACUUUGUUCAUAUGUGAAGUAGAGUUUGUGGCAGUAUCAUCCAUAGUUUGUGAAGCAAUAUGA
Messenger RNA from Magnolia sinica, 717 nucleotides. Its product is annotated as secreted RxLR effector protein 161-like. NCBI's taxonomy places the organism in Eukaryota, Viridiplantae, Streptophyta, Magnoliopsida, Magnoliales, Magnoliaceae. The record is from RefSeq and is a predicted model, not a curated record. The transcript is spliced from 2 exons. Bases 1 to 717 code for a protein of 238 amino acids.